This is a messenger RNA of Jatropha curcas, 3327 nucleotides long. RefSeq lists its product as uncharacterized. Gene Ontology annotation, cellular component: autophagosome; phagophore. Gene Ontology annotation, biological process: response to stress. Lineage: Eukaryota; Viridiplantae; Streptophyta; Magnoliopsida; Malpighiales; Euphorbiaceae. The record is from RefSeq and is a predicted model, not a curated record.
UUCUUUAUGAUUUCUCCCUUUGUUUGUCUUCUGUUGAGAUGUUUGAGUCUGCAUUUUGGGUAUUAUAGUGCUUAAUUUGAUGAUCAUACGCAAAAGAAUUUGAAUUGGUUUGAUUGUAACUUUUUUUUUUUUUUAAUGCUACUUAUGACUUUUUUAAAUUGGCUAUGAAAUUUUAAUCCAAGAACUAAAAAGUUUCUUGAUCAAUAUGAUCGUAUGCUGUUUUUUUUCGAGAGGGGUGGUGAAAUUCAAGAAUAGAGGGUGAAUUGUACGUUAUUUAGAUUGUGUUAUCCGAAUAUGUUUCAAGGGUUUUAGUCAAUUGACUGAGAAGCCUGAUACAGUUUGUGUUAUGAAAGUUUCUGUUGGUCUAAUUGAUUAAAGAUGUGAACUUUGAUUUCGAGCUCAGCUCUGAAAUAAUCCAAGUUUGCUUCUGUUAUUGAUGUUAUAUUUUUUUAUGAUGAUUAUUCUUCUUUGAUAGAAUCUAAGCCAGUUUACCAUAGUGAAAAUUAUAAUGAACUAUCCCAAGUGACGAAAAAUGGUGCCAUUUAAUCAGAGGUGAAAUGCCUUUUAAUCCUUACAGUGGAAAUCUCUAGCAGCAUGGGAAACCCCAAAAUUUUCUUUUCAUCUUUUAGUGCACUGCUUAUUUUGUUUUGUACUUCUUACCCAGAAUUCUAGUUCUUCUUGGCAAUAAGGAACCUUCUGGUCUGUUAAGGGUGACUGUUUGAGCAAUUCUUGCAAAUAAGUAGUGUACUAAUUUUUGUUUCUAGUGGGAAGAUUUAUCUCUCUGUCCUUAUCUUUCUGCAGAAUGCAUUGUAGGUAUUUGCACGAGCAAUCUUUAGAAACAUAGAGUUUGGCAUAAAUAUUCUGGACUAAACUUUGAUUUUUUUUUUUCUUAUUUAUUUAAUUUUGGCAUAUUUGCCUAAAAAGUCCUAUGCAUUUUCAUCCUAAAAUAUGGUUAUCUUGUUUUGAAAUAGAAAUAAAUUCUCAUAUAAUGUAUGGAAGCUAUAGAGCAAAGUGUUGCUUUGCUAAUUGCAGUUUAGGCAAAUUUGGGGACUGAUACUUUAACAAUGAUUCCAUCAAUUAUUUGUAGCAUUCAGUUUCCACCAUAACAUAUAUACGGUGGUUGUUUAGUUAUUUUGCUAUCAGCUGAUGCUGCUAUGUUUCACGUUUUAAUGGGUACUCACGUAAACCAGAGAAAAGAAAAAAAAUAAAAAAUAAAGAGAAUACUUUAUAAAAUGGACUAUGCUCAAGGUGAAAAUUAGAAAUUUAUGAAAAAGAAUGCUGCAGCCGACUAUGUGAAAAAAAAUAAAUAAAUAAUUUUUCCUUAUGAAUGUUAUUUAGUGCAUGAUCCAAGUGAAGUUUCUGUGGUGCAUUUUCUAGAGGGCAUCCUUUUGUUCUAUAUAUUACUUGCUGCCUAAAGGUGAUUCAUAUUUAAUGACAUUUUCUCCUUGCUGAAUUUAGAUUGAAAUCAAGCAUAUAAGUAGAGACUGUGAGGAUUCUGACCAUAUUAUUGAUCGUGGAGCGGAAGCAAUCUUUGUCUGAGGUUUACAUAUGAUCAGUAUGGAUCUGAAAGGUAUAUCGUGGGUAGGUAAUAUUUACCAGAAGUUUGAAGCUAUGUGCUUGGAGGUUGAAGAAAUUAUGUACCAGGACACAGUUAAAUAUGUUGAAAAUCAGGUGCAGACAGUUGGUUCCGGUGUGAAAAAGUUGUAUUCAGAUGUCAUGCAAGAUUUGCUUCCACCAUCUUCAGAGGAUGCUACCAAAGGUGCAGUCUCUGACUUGCCUCUGGAGCUUUAUGCUGAUGUUGGUUUCUAUGUGAAGCCAAAAGUUGGUAUGAAGGAAAAACAUGUAGAGGUUGAUGAUAUGGAGAAAUUGACUGAGGAUGCAAAAAUGGCUACUGCUUACAAUUUUGGCCAUCCACCUCCUUUCCAGAGACUCAGUCGUACAGAUAAUCUAUUCCCACUAUCUGAAAGGGAUUCUGCUGGAGGUGCGUCAAAGCAAUAUGAUAAAGGAAGUCUGUCUGAUAAAUCAAAUCUGAGCAUCAAGAAAAUCUCUAAAAGGAAGAAUGUGCCCUUAAAUGAGAAAAUAGGGGCCAUAAUUCCUUUGGAGAAAGAUUUGACUAAACCAUCUUCAUUCCGUGAAGCUUCAUAUGAAAAUCAUCUAGGAUAUUCUGCUGGAGGAGCCUCAAAACGAUAUGGUGAGGGAUAUUUGUCAUCAAAUCUGGGUAUCAAUAGAAACUCAGAGAGGGAGAGUAUGUCCCCAGAUGAGAAAUCAAGACUCAGCACUCCUUUGGAUAAAGAUUUGACCAGAAUAUCUUCAUUCUUUGAACUUUCAAAUGAAAAUCAGAAGGCACCUUUGUAUCAGAGCACUAAAAUUACAACUUCAGAGUCUGUUGAAGUGAGAGAGCAUGACAUCAUAGAAGAAGAAAGUAAAAGCGGGAUUGAAAAUGCAAAUGAACUAAUGCCUGAUAUACCAGCACGUGGCUCAACAUCUGAUAUGGUAAAUGUAAUUGAAUCUGGCAUGAGAAAAGAAAUGGAUAUGAGACCUUCCUCCUGUGGCAGCUCAUUAGCAGAAGCCAAUGCUACAGAUGUUUGUAGUAAUCAUCGGGUAGUUCCUCUGGUGGAAGCUUGUGCAAAUGGGGAAGUACAGAGAAGUAAAAUUGCAUCUGAGGAGGAUUUUGAUUCUAAUUCAGGAUUGCUUGAUGACCAAAGUAAAGAUGUGAAUGAGGUUGAAACUUCUCUUGAAAAUGAGUUGGAAAUCAUCCAAAAUGUUGACAAAAUAAAGCUCGAGGAGUCUUGUAUUAUGGUGAAUGGAGAUGAAUUCAAUUUUGUUCCUCGCGUUGAAGGAAAAAGCAAGUCCUACAAGAAGAAGAUUCAGGAUGUUUUCUCCCCAAGAAAGAGGUCGAUGAGGAAGCAUGAGUAUGAGCAGCUAGCCAUAUGGCCUGGCAAUGAUUCAAAUUCCAAUCAAAAAGAUUUUGCCAAGAUUUCAAUACCAAGUCUUACCAUAAAUGAUACGAAGAAAUCCCUCUCAACUCCUGAUUUCUGCGAAUCUGAGUGGGAGCUUCUAUAAAUAGCUGCAAAACAAAUUUGUGUACAGAGUGACCAUUCAACUGCUUUUGCAUGCAGAUGGAGAUGAUUAAGAUGCUGUGCCAGAUGUUAAUAAUGCUAACAGCUUUCAAUUAUAGUCUCUUCGAACCCAUGUUUCUUUGGCAGUGAAGUUGAGAAAAUGGUGAAGAAGAAAUGGAUAUAUAUAUAUCGUCUGUAGUGGUGAAAAAUAUGAAUCAAAAAAUUUUUUUUUUAUCUAAUGGGAAUAUAAAAUUCCAUUCGCUACAAA